Messenger RNA from Nyctereutes procyonoides (raccoon dog), 2532 nucleotides. RefSeq names its product Holliday junction recognition protein (gene HJURP). Gene Ontology annotation, cellular component: chromosome, centromeric region. The coding region runs from base 1 to 2286 and encodes 761 amino acids. The transcript is spliced from 11 exons. NCBI's taxonomy places the organism in Eukaryota, Metazoa, Chordata, Mammalia, Carnivora, Canidae. Gene Ontology annotation, biological process: CENP-A containing chromatin assembly. The record is from RefSeq and is a predicted model, not a curated record. Gene Ontology annotation, molecular function: histone binding.
AUGGCCCUGAGCACUCCAUCCCUGAAGAUAGGUCUGGAAGACAGGUAUGACAUUCCCCGACAGUCAGACAAGCUUGCCCCCAACACCGUGGGCGGCGGGUGUCGGCGGGCCAUGGAGGGCCAGCUCCGCGGGGAGGACAGGCUGCUGUGGCAGCUCCGGGACAGCCGCUGCCGCUUCCAGAGGCACAUGCAGCGGCUGAUAGAGAAGUACAACCAGCCCUUCGAGGAUGCCCCGCUGGUGCAGAUGUCCACGCUGACCUAUGAGACACCCCAGGGAUUGAGAAUUUGGGGAGGAGGACUGGUAAAGGAGACAAACAAAGGACAAAUCCAGGACUCCCUGGUGGAGUGGGUCAGCCGGAGUGGCGGCAGCCCCGAGGGAGCCAGCGCCCAACGCCCGAGGCUUCCCGUGUCCUGCGCACAAGGCCUGGGAGCGGAUUCAAACAACAAUGAUGAUGCGUCUUUCUAUCAGGAAGAUGUGAUUGCUGGGUCCUUCAUGCCUGCAGCGCCUUGGAGCCCUUUGAAAAAUGAGUUAAGGAGGAAAUACUUGACCCAAGUGGAUAUACUGCUGCAGGACGAAGGCUGGUCAGAGCGCACUGAUGGAGAUGGAGAGGACGCCCAUGUGACGCUGAUCCCUUCGUCAGCCUUACCUGCCACACCUGCCCAUGGGUGCUGUGACGUGUCUGGAGAGAGUCCUGGCGACCCAGCUGAGCCAGCUUCAUGUCCCAGAGAGUGUGAUCCUUCAUGCCCCUGCUCGGCAGAUCUGGCCCUGGUGCCUAGAAGCGACAGUCUCUGGCUACACGGGGCCGGGGGGAGCAGCUUCUCAAGCAGCCCACCCCUUGAGGCCGACAACAUCUGUGACGUGACGAUCAGCGACCUGUACGCAGGCAUGCUGCACUCCAUGAGCCGGCUGCUGAGCACAAAGCCGUCGUGCAUCAUCUCCACCAAAACCUCGUUCAUCGCUCACAGCUGGAACUCCAGGCGGAGGCACAAGUGUAAGAGCAGAAUGAACAGGACGCGUUGCCGGGGAGCCGGGCCCUCUCGGAGGGAUCCCCAGGACAGACUCCCUCCCUGUUCUGAGCCAGGGAAGAAUAGGGAAGUGUUAAGAGAUUGUGAGAACAUACUAGAUGCUUCUGGCCAGAAAGCAGAUUUAAAAAUGGAAAAAGCUUUUCCUAAAGUAAACAAACUCAAGGUCUGCAAAUUAGAUCCAAGUUGGAGGGAGUUUAAGGGGCUAAGGAGUUCAAUGUCCCAGAGGAGUUCUUCGAUGACUUACGGAGAUGCCAGGGCAGUGCGUUGUCUUGAUCAGGAAAAUAGAUUCAUGGCAUUAAAAUGGUUAAUUUCUCCUGUAAAAGUCCUUUCCAGACCAGGAGUACUGCCAGGCAAGGGAGGGAAUCGUUACAGGGAAAUUGAAAUCAAAUUUGAUAAGCUUCAUCAGGAAUAUUGCCCCAGCCCCGGGAAGCAGCCCUGCCUGACUGCCCCCCCGGGACCCUUGGCUGUGGCCAUGUACAGGGGUGGCCCAGCAAGCCCUCGCGGCCCCCAGGGCUUAGAAACCCGCAGGCUCAGCGGGCUUUUCGGCAGAGCUGAAGCCAAGAGGUCAAAUGAGGCUUUUGAGGACCUGGGUGAAGGAGCUAUUGGAGCAGGGAGACGCCUGCAGAGGAGGAGCUCCCCUCCCUCGCUUCCAGAGACCAGCUCCGCGCAGAGUCUCAGCCGCUCUGAGCAGACGCUGGACCUUCUUUCUCAAGGAAACAAUCUUGGGAUACUUGGAAAGUCACUAUCCCCCGGCAGAACUAGCUCAGUAGCAAGGGUACUGCCUCUAAGCUGCGGAAGGGAUCGUUACAGUGAAAUAAAAGAAAAAUUUGACAAGCUUCAUCGAGAGUAUUGCCAGAAAUCACCGAAGCAGACCCAGGCGCCUUUACGUAUCGGAGCACCUCCAGAGAGAUCAAGUGUGGAAGUCCCGUAUCCAGAAGGAGGCAUCUUAGAAAAAUUGAACCCAGACUCUGGCUUCCAGGGUCCCCCAAAGCUGUCAGCAUCACCCCAGCGGAGCAGAGAAAGUACGCCGGGCUCAACCACACUCGAGUGCUUCAUGCUCAUGGCCAGUAGGGCCCACCAGUCCCCUCCAAAGAAACGCCAGUCAUCAGACUCCCUGCUGUAUGGACAGUGGGCCAGUUCCCCGGAUUCGUCGCGUGUGGUGGGCCAGGCCACCCUGAGGCAGAGCGAAAGCCCAGGCCUCGCCAGCCCCCCUGGGAAAAGAAGGAAAGAACACAUCUUUCAAGAUGGAAGAGAAAAGUGACUUUGUAUUAGAGAAAUUGAAAGCUGAAGACGUAUAGCCCAGUUAUUUUAGAGAGUUGUCCAUCUUCCCCCUUCCUGUGUGUGUGUGUGUUUUUAAUCCUCAAGAAUAUGUGAGAACUGGCUUCACUUAACUGCCCUUCAAAGCAAAUGUCAGUGAAACUGAUCCCAUUGAAAUGACUCUUUGAGUUCUUGGUAUAGAAGUUAUUUGAAUAAAGUUACUCGAUUAAAAUUUUUCACGUGACCUUUA